Rhodotorula toruloides NP11 is the source of this 975-nucleotide messenger RNA. Its product is annotated as thymidylate synthase. The coding region runs from base 1 to 975 and encodes 324 amino acids. The transcript is spliced from 3 exons. The record is from RefSeq and is a predicted model, not a curated record. Gene Ontology annotation, biological process: dTMP biosynthetic process. Gene Ontology annotation, molecular function: thymidylate synthase activity. Lineage: Eukaryota; Fungi; Basidiomycota; Microbotryomycetes; Sporidiobolales; Sporidiobolaceae. Gene Ontology annotation, cellular component: cytosol; mitochondrion.
AUGACCGUCGCACCAACAACCACGAAUCAGGAGGAGCUGCAGUAUCUGAACCUGGUCAGGGAGGUCAUCAACCGAGGCGAGCGCCGCGCAGACCGCACCGGAACCGGCACACUCUCCCUCUUCGCCCCUCCUCAACUCCGCUUCUCGCUCUCGAAGCCUUCUGCCAAUCCUUCCUCGACCGACCCGACUCUCGUCCUCCCGCUCUUGACGACCAAACGCGUCUUUUCGCGCGGCAUCAUCGAGGAGCUGUUGUGGUUUGUCGAGGGAUGCACCGACUCGAAGGUGUUGGCGGAGAAGGGCGUCAAGAUCUGGGAUGGCAACGGCAGCCGAGAGUUCCUCGACUCGCGCGGCUUGCAGCACCGGGAAGUGGGUGAUUUGGGACCCGUCUACGGCUUCCAAUGGCGACACUUCGGCGCCGAGUACCGAACAGCGAAGGACGACUACGAUGGCGAAGGCGUUGACCAGCUCGCCGAGGUCAUCGACAAGAUCAAGAACAACCCGACCGACCGACGGAUCAUCCUGAGCGCAUGGAACCCUGCAGACCUACCGAAGAUGGCGCUGCCGCCGUGUCACAUGUUCUGCCAGUUCUACGUCAACCUCCCUCCUCCCGACUCGCCUCCUUCCGCCAAGCCCCGCCUCUCCUGCCUCAUGUACCAGCGCUCUGCCGACCUCGGCCUCGGCGUGCCCUUCAACAUCGCCUCGUACGCCCUCCUGACGCACAUGAUCGCCCUCGUCACCGACACGAUACCGCAUGAGUUCAUCCUCCAACUCGGCGACGCGCACGUCUACCUCGACCACGUCGAGCCGCUCAAGACGCAGCUCGAGCGGACGCCGUUCGAGUUCCCCGACUUCGCGUGGAAGCGGAGCCGGGAGGAGGUGGGCAAGAUUGACGGGUUCAGGUCGGACGACUUUGUCAUCUCGCCCAAGUACAAGGAGAACAGCCACCCGUCAAUCCCGAUGAAGAUGAGCGUGUAG